Cucurbita pepo subsp. pepo (vegetable marrow) is the source of this 1776-nucleotide messenger RNA. Its product is annotated as sulfite exporter TauE/SafE family protein 5. NCBI's taxonomy places the organism in Eukaryota, Viridiplantae, Streptophyta, Magnoliopsida, Cucurbitales, Cucurbitaceae. Gene Ontology annotation, biological process: protein ubiquitination. Gene Ontology annotation, cellular component: Cul4A-RING E3 ubiquitin ligase complex; membrane. The record is from RefSeq and is a predicted model, not a curated record.
UUGAUUUAGCAUUUAGAUAUUUUACGUUAGGCAGCGAAUUGCUUCAAAUUUCAUUUUCUUAUAUAACCCAUCAAUGGCUUCAUCGAUGGCUACCAUUAAAGUGGGCGUCAAACUUCUCAGUUAAUCGCUUCCCUCCAUUAUUCUAUCGAAUCUUUUUCAGCCGUUUUCUUACUUUUUCGUUUCCGCGUGAGAAAUUGCGAGGGAACUACUCAGAACAGAGCAGAACACUCUCGAGCCCCUUCUUGUCUUAUCUAUUAUAUAAGGUUAAUCAGGUUCUAGUUCAUCCUCUCAUCAUUGCACAAUGAGGAACGCCCAGACCCAGUUUGCCGUUGCCUUUUUGGUUCUAUCGCUUGCCAUUAAUGUUUCUCACGCCAAACAAAUUAAACCCUUCUUCGAUUUCAUUGAGUUUGAUGACUUUCUUAACAAAACCCAACAAUGGAAAACGAGUUUUCGUCUCCAUUUCCAUCAAACCCAGUUGCCGUUUUCGCCUCCCAUUGUGAUUGCCGGAGUUCUCUGUUUUAUCGCCGCUUCUUUAUCCAGCGCCGGCGGGAUUGGCGGCGGUGGGCUUUACAUACCUAUUUUGACGAUUGUGGCUGGUGUGGACCUCAAAACAGCGUCUAGCCUCUCGGCUUUUAUGGUCACUGGAGGGUCGAUUGCGAAUGUAUUUAACAGUUUGUUCUCUAAAAGAUCCAAAUCAGAGGGGAAGUGUUUGAUUAACUUUGAUAUUGCUCUUUUGACUGAACCGUGCAUGUUAUUGGGAGUGAGUAUUGGAGUUUUAUGUAACCUUGCGUUUCCUGAGUGGGUUACUACUAUUCUGUUUGCCAUUUUUCUUGCUUGGUCGACUUUGAAAACAUGUAAAAGUGGGAUGGUGUACUGGAAAAUGGAAACAGAAGAGCAUAGGAAUAAUGGGUGUAAUUUGGAAGAUGCAUUAGAGAAUGAAAAUGAAACCAUAGCUUUUGAAGAGCCUCUGUUGCCUACACAGAACGAUCCCAGAUUGAGGCUUCCUUCAAUGAAGUUAGGGGCCUUGGUUCUUGUCUGGUCUUGUUUCUACCUUAUUUAUCUUCUUCGUGGCAACCGCGAUGGACAGGGUCUUUUACCGAUAGAAACGUGUGGAACGGGUUACUGGGUUAUCUCUUCUCUCCAAGUUCCAGUGGCCAUAGCUUUCACUCUCUGGAUUCUUCACAAACAGAAGGGUCCUCAACCUGAAGAUUCCCCACAGAAGGAGCUAGAAGAAGCACGGCCUGCAGUUGAACCAUCAAAGAAACUGAUCUUCCCAGUAAUGGCACUUUUAGCUGGGAUUUUGGGUGGCAUGUUUGGAAUUGGCGGUGGCAUGCUUAUAAGCCCUUUCCUUCUUCAAGUUGGAAUAGUUCCAGAGGAAACGGCAGCAACUUGCUCCUUCAUGGUGUUCUUUUCGGCUACAAUGUCAGCUUGCCAGUAUUUGCUGCUGGGAAUGGAGCAUGCUGAAAUUGCAGUGAUCUUCGCGAUCGUCUGCUUCAUUACCUCGGUGCUCGGGUUGGUAGUGAUUCAGAAGGGGAUUCGUGACUAUGGAAGGGCAUCUCUCAUCAUCUUCUCAGUUAGUAUAGUGAUGGCUUUGAGUACUGUUUUGAUGACCACAUUUGGUGCCCUCAAUGUUUUGAGUAAUUACAUUGCUGGAAACCCUAUGGGAUUUAAAUCUCCUUGUUAAAACGUUUUCUUCUCUCCAUGCACAGUUCAUUGCCUAAUUUAAUGGUUACAGAGAAUCUGAGUGAAUAUAACAUAGGAGAAUGCUUGAGUUCA